AAGGAUGGGAUCAUCAGUAUACCUAUGUCCCGCAUGGGUCGUCAGACGGGAUAUGCCCGCCUGUAUGACGGUGGCGGAAUCUGAAGAAGUCUGCGGUCCCUCGCGAAUCUUUCAAGCUUUGAUCCGGAGACGCUGUCCCGUGGCAAUUCGCAAUCCCCUCACCCGUGUCUUCUCCCCCGUCUUGUUUUGUCCAUCUUUGGGCCGUUCAUUCAUCCAAAAAUCCAAAAGAAUUGGUGGACAUUUGUCUGCCUCAUCCACUUGCAAAUCUCGCUCACAUCUCUUCUUGAGUCUUUGAUAGAUUCUCUGGCUGCUUCAUCCCCAAAACGCCUUGAAAACUUCAACUCAAGAUGGGCCGAAACCACAAGGAGUACGCGCCUGUGUACUCUGAUGAGAGCGCAGCUUCGAGUCUCGAAGCCGUUGAGGCCACAGUUGCAACAGCAAAGAUUCGGCACACAGCAAAGCUUCGCAGAUUCGGGGCGUGGACGCUUCAUGUUGUUCUGAUUACCAUUUACACCGCAAUCUUUGCCAUAUCACUUUUACCCAACAGGUCAUUUUCGGGGGUUUUUAGUUUGAUUGAUGCGCCGCCGAAAGCUGUUGGCGAGGAAACACAUCUCGAAGUCUUCCCUAUUCAGGGCCCGCCACAUGGCAAGUACACUGGUGAACCAAGACCAGAGGUAGACAAAGCAUGGAGGGACUUGCUGCAAUACAACAAUAUUCGUGUUUCCGAGGAAUGGGUUCACCGCUGGGGACGUGAGCAUGAGGCAGUUAAGCUACCCGAUGGUGGGUAUCUCGGCAUGCUCAGUGUCUUCCAUGAGUUGCACUGCAUCAAGCGCCUCUAUCAAACACUGUCGCCAGAUUACUAUUUCCCCAACGCAACUGAGCAAGAAAUCGCCACGAAUCGAGAGCAUAAUCAACAUUGUCUUGAGGUCCUUCGCAUGGGUGCAGCUUGCCGCGGUGACAUUUCCAUCAUCACCCACAUGUGGACCGACAUUGACGCGAAACCCAUUGUGAACCAAACGGCGCCUCACCAGUGCAUUGACUUUAACAAAGUCAUGGACUAUUCUCGGGACAAUACAGUAGACGUAUAUCAGGACAACUACAUCGUCCACCCGAAGUUCGGACCGUCGUUUCCCAAGGGCAAUAGCAUCAAGCCCUUCAAGGAGCAGGGAAUGGGUCACCAUCACUAAAGCUAGGAAGCUUCAUAAAGUUCACCAGGCUCGGCCGACAUUGAAUAGGCCAAGCAUAUGCAAGACGCUAGAUUGCAGGCCAUGGCAUUGGGGAUUUAAAUACUUACGUUUAGCAAUAAAGAUUGAGAGGGACUUGAGGUUUGGCGUUGCUUUCCGAAGUACUUGGCAGGCUAGGCUGCGUAAACUUCAUGUGCGUACCUCAACACUGAAGAAAGAGUUAAAGUAGCAUGCGUAUGUCCACUAAAAUAACACUUUCCAAAAUAAAGGUCUUGCU
Colletotrichum phormii is the source of this 1461-nucleotide messenger RNA. RefSeq lists its product as uncharacterized. Gene Ontology annotation, biological process: mycotoxin biosynthetic process. Bases 348 to 1187 code for a protein of 279 amino acids. NCBI's taxonomy places the organism in Eukaryota, Fungi, Ascomycota, Sordariomycetes, Glomerellales, Glomerellaceae. The transcript has 6 exons. The record is from RefSeq and is a predicted model, not a curated record.